Messenger RNA from Eutrema salsugineum, 743 nucleotides. Its product is annotated as rho GTPase-activating protein 5. The coding region runs from base 111 to 548 and encodes 145 amino acids. Lineage: Eukaryota; Viridiplantae; Streptophyta; Magnoliopsida; Brassicales; Brassicaceae. The transcript has 2 exons. The record is from RefSeq and is a predicted model, not a curated record.
CUAUCGUGGAUCUUAGUGAUGCAGAGGACGAGGUUACCAAUGAACAGGAACCGGAGCCAUCCACCCGACCGAAGAAGAAACUGAAAACUCAUCAAACUGAAAAACGAAAGAUGCAGAGGAAAAGAGGCAGGGGCAAGAACUCGUCUAAUCUAUCGGAAGUUGAAAGCCCUGAAAGUGGACAGAUUGCAGAUCUUAAAAGAUGGAUAGUAAGUCAGAAUGAAUUGCUCCUGGAUAAGAUUAAGACCGAGUUGGACAAGAGAUUGGGCGUAUACCAACAGGACGAAGAAGAUGACGGUGUACACCAGUCAAAAGAAGAUGGGGAACAGGAUGACGAAGGACAGAAUCCAAAAAAAGAUGGUCAGAAGCCGGAUGAAGAUGAAGACGAAGACGAAGAUGGAGGUGAAGAAGGAGGUGAUGAUGGUGCACAGUCUAGUGUACGCCAUGAUGAUGGUGUACAAGUGUACACCAGAAAGAAAGAGAUGAUGAAGAAGGGACCUAUACUUACUACGGCGGGGACCAUUAUUCUCCCAAGGACCAUGCUAACUUGAAGACUCCAGAAGCUCUGACGAAGACCCCUGAACCUGAACAAGCCAAUUCAGGAACAAGUCGCCCACCUUCUUACUCCGUCAAUCCGGAUGAAGAUCCACCUUCUGGCCCCAACGAGGUGGAUGAUGGUCGAAUAAAUUUAGGGUCAGGCAUCUUAGUAGUCUACAAACCUCAGACUGCUCACCCAUUGAGUUACG